AUGGCCUCUGCAGGGACAGAGCAUUAUAGUCUUGGCCUCCGCCGGGGAAACAGCUUCAAGCAAGGUGGUCCCCCGGGCCCAGUGCCGGCACCACCAGCUGAGAAACCCUCUGAGGGCAGAACCUGGUACCAGGCACAACAGCAAGUGAAGCCGCUCUGGAGACUAGAAAAGAAACACGUGGGCACACUUUCAUCAGGGCACGGCCCGGGUGGCCUGGGGAUCACUCCCCAGCCAGCUUAUUUUUUUUAUCCCGGCCCCCUGUGUGGCUCUGGGCCCACAGCUGUCAUCGCAGGCCACGGCAACUCUCCUUGUCAUCUGCACUCCCUCCCGGACCUCUUCAGCAGCACUUUGCUGUACCGUCGCUCCAACUACAGACACAAACCUUACCAGCAGCUUGAGUCUUUCUGUUUACGGUCAAGCCCAUCAGACAAAAGACCCUUUACUCUCUCCAGAAGGAGCCUCCCUGUGGGGCUCCCUGUCCCUAAGGUCAUCACCCCAGCCGUAGGUUCCAACCUUCCUGGGGCUAUGGCUUCUUCAGCCCCAGACCCAGGUCUCCCUCUGAGAGCUGCAGGGGAACACUCUUCAGGGAAGAGCAUGGCCCCUGCCAUCUCAGGGAAGAUCCCUUCCUCCCUCUCUCCUUCCUACAAGCCUGUGCUCAACAACAAUUCCUUCCUGAGGCCAAAUAGCACAAAAGUGCCUUCACAGCAGGUCUCAGAAGGCCUGAAGCCAGUACCCCCACCCAAGAUCCCAUUGCCUGUCUCUUGGCAUCAUUCAGGGGGCACUGGAGACUGUUCCCCCCUGCACCUUGAACACAGGGUAUCCAAGAGCAAUGGCACCAUCCCUGACCAUGCCACUGUCCAUACCACCACCACCACCACCACCACCACCACUCCUCCCACCCUUAACACCCUAACCACAACCACUACCAGCUCCCCUGCCAGAGGUGCCUCUCCCACUCAUGGCCAGAACGGCCCACCACCCCUAAAGGCAGAGCGGCCUUCUUGGACCUUAGAGGCUAAAGACGGUCCCCGAUCCUUUUCCAGGGAGAUCCGGUUGACUGAAGCUGUGAGGAAGUUGACAGGGAGGGGCUAUACCAAGAUGGGGCAAGGCUACCGGUUUGAACGGUCCUGUCUCAUGAACCCCAGCUUCCACUGGAAUCUCCUUAAUGGGAAUGGGCGGUGGCAGCCCCCUGUGGUGACUCCUCGGUUUGCCCGAGAAGACGGGGUUUUGGAGACUAGACCCCUUACGGAUGGCUCUGACAAUGUGGGGCUGGAUAGCACUGUCUUCUGUACGAAGCGCAUCAGCAUUCACCUCCUUGCCUCACAUUCCACCCCUCCCAACAAUGAACCUGCCAGUGGGAAUGGGAUGAGCAACACAGGAGAAAAACCUCAGGCUCACACUGUGACAGAUGUGGCCAACCGAAUUUCCUCCAUCCAUCUGAAUCAGUCAGUUAAAGGACAGAAAGAAGGCAAGCAGCAGCAGCAGCAGCAACAACAACAGCAGAAGAACAGCUCAUCUGCUAGAACCUUCAGUUCAAAUACUGACCUGUUCCAUGGUGAGGCUGAGGAUGUAGAAGAAGAGCUGGGAGAUGGUUUAGAAGACUGUUGUAGCCAAGAUGAAGAUGAAGAAGAAGAUGAAGACUCCGAAUGUUCUUCAGUCAGUGGUGUCUCAGCAAGUGAAUCAGUUGCAGUGAUCUCUCGGAACUGCAUGGAAGUUCUGUCCAAACCCCUUGCCAACCAUGAGAAAGUUGUCCGGCAACCCCUUAUCUACAGCCUCUUUCCUAAUGUUCCCCCCACCAUCUACUUUGGCACAAGGGAUGAGAGAGUGGAGAAGCUACCCUGGGAACAGAGGAAGCUGCUUCGAUGGAAAAUGAGUACAGUGACUCCCAACAUUGUCAAACAGACCAUUGGACGUUCCCACUUCAAAGUCAGCAAGAAAAACGAUGAUUGGCUGGGCUGUUGGGGUCACCACAUGAAAUCUCCCAGUUUCAAAACAAUUCGGGAGCAUCAAAAGCUGAACCACUUCCCAGGCUCAUUCCAAAUUGGGCGGAAAGACCGGCUCUGGCGUAACUUGUCUCGUAUGCAGAGCCGAUUUGGUAAGAAGGAAUUCAGCUUCUUCCCCCAGUCCUUCAUCCUCCCACAGGAUGCCAAACUUCUUCGAAAGGCUUGGGAGAGUAGCAGCCGUCAGAAGUGGAUUGUGAAGCCGCCAGCUUCAGCCCGAGGAAUUGGCAUUCAGGUCAUCCACAAAUGGAGCCAGCUACCUAAGCGAAGACCCCUUCUAGUGCAGAGGUACCUGCAUAAACCCUACCUCAUCAGUGGGAGCAAGUUUGACCUUCGGAUCUACGUUUACGUCACCUCAUAUGAUCCCCUCCGGAUCUACCUCUUCACGGAUGGACUCGUCCGCUUUGCUAGCUGCAAAUAUUCCUCUUCCAUGAAGAGCCUUGGCAACAAGUUCAUUCAUCUGACCAACUACAGCAUCAAUAAGAAGAACACAGAGUACCAGGCCAACACUGAUGAAAAUGCUUGCCAGGGCCAUAAGUGGGCACUGAAGGCCCUUUGGAACUAUUUGAGCCAAAAAGGAGUCAACAGUGAUGCCAUCUGGGAAAAGAUUAAAGAUGUUGUUGUCAAAACCAUCAUUGCGUCAGAGCCUUAUGUGACCAGCUUGCUUAAGAUGUAUGUUCGCCGGCCCUAUAGCUGCCAUGAGCUCUUCGGUUUUGACAUCAUGCUAGAUGAAAAUCUGAAGCCCUGGGUCCUGGAAGUCAAUAUCUCUCCAAGCCUUCAUUCCAACUCACCACUAGACAUCAGCAUCAAAGGCCAGAUGAUCCGAGACCUCCUGAACCUGGCGGGCUUCGUUCUUCCCCAUGCAGAGGAUGUCAACUCCAGCUGUGGCAGCUCUAGUAGCUCCACCAUCAGUCUUAGCAGUUCCACGAAGGAGAAGACCAGGUUGGCUCCAGAGUACUUCACAGCAGAGAAAAUGAAGAAAGCCUAUUACCUGACCCAGAAACUGCCUGAUCAGGACUUCUAUGCGUCGGUGCUGGACAUCCUGACGCCAGAUGACGUUCGGGUCCUCGUGGAAAUGGAGGAUGAGUUCUCACGCCGGGGCCAGUUUGAGCGGGUCUUUCCCUCUCGAGUCUCUUCCCGCUAUCUCCGUUUCUUUGAGCAGCCACGUUAUUUUAAUAUCCUGACCACGCAGUGGGAACAGAAGUACCACAGCAACAAGCUCAAAGGGGUGGACCUGCUCCGGAGUUGGUGCUACAAAGGCUUUCACACUGGAACCGUUUCUGACUCUGCUCCCAUGUGGUCCCUGCCAAGAUCACAUAUCGUCAUGAAGGGUGACAUCCUCCUCAACGCCUUCUGUAAAACAGAGCUGAACAAACUGGGGAAGACUCCCCAUUCUACAAAGGACAAUGAGGAUACCACCCAAUCUUCUAGCCCUUGCUCUCCAGUGUUACCUAUGCUCAAAUAUACAGGGCAAGCUCAGAGACUCCCUGUUUCCCCUUCAACCUCAAAAGUCAACAACAACCUUGUUGCCUCUGUGAGCCCAUGAUCAACUCCCUCCCCAGGAGCACCAGCGCAAUAGCUACCUCAUGGGAACCGGCCUGCCGGCCAGCCUGGAACCCCAACCCUGUCCACCCUGCCCCUGGUCAGAGUAUUUUUGGAAAAGGUUGAAUUCCAGAGAGGGGGUUUCUAUGGGGCUUAGAGGGAUGGUGGAGCUGGGGAGAGGGUAAGGAAGGGGAUAUGUCCCAUUCUCCUGCCUACCUGCCCAGCUCCUGUCAUCCCAGCUGAGAAGCAAACAGUGGCCAUUGCAGCCUUAUAAAACAGGGUUUGAUUUCUA
Messenger RNA from Gracilinanus agilis (Agile Gracile Mouse Opossum), 3834 nucleotides. It is a transcript of the gene TTLL4, whose product is annotated as tubulin tyrosine ligase like 4. Gene Ontology annotation, cellular component: cilium. Gene Ontology annotation, biological process: microtubule cytoskeleton organization; protein polyglutamylation. The coding region runs from base 1 to 3546 and encodes 1181 amino acids. The transcript is spliced from 18 exons. NCBI's taxonomy places the organism in Eukaryota, Metazoa, Chordata, Mammalia, Didelphimorphia, Didelphidae. The record is from RefSeq and is a predicted model, not a curated record. Gene Ontology annotation, molecular function: tubulin-glutamic acid ligase activity; tubulin binding.